Molecule: messenger RNA, 2169 nt
Organism: Aspergillus clavatus NRRL 1
Lineage: Eukaryota; Fungi; Ascomycota; Eurotiomycetes; Eurotiales; Aspergillaceae
Exons: 1
Coding region: 1-2169 (722 amino acids)
Molecular function (GO): metal ion binding; ATP binding
Source: RefSeq, a predicted model, not a curated record
AUGGCGCCUCCCACGACUCCUCGCGACACCGAGACGCGGCCAGUGCAGAAGUCGCAGCAGCAGCAAUAUCAACAUGCUGAAAUCAUCCUGAAUGCGGGUUAUUCGCAGGUCCGUCUCCAGUGCCAAUACCUCCUCCCGGUCCGGCAGCAGAAGGAUUUCUUCGGCACGGUAGAUCUCAUCCUCGCGGCCAAUCCGCAUACCUUUCCCACCGGCCUGUCGAUCCCCUCGCACACCCAUCAGGAUGCGUUUGUCUGCGAGCUGGAUGUGCACGGGAAGACCGUUCGAACCGCCCGGAUGGAUGCGUCCCGUCCGGUGUUGUGGCUGAUUCGGAUGGCGGCCGCUGCACAGGGAGUCGAGACGGGCGUGAAGCUCAUUCUGCCCGCGCGCGAGGGAUACAUGUGCCGGUCGGAUCUCAUUGAAGAACGGCUGCGAGGCUGCGGGCUGGUGCAAUCGGCUGCUGGGUUUGUGGCCUCCACCGAGGAGCGCCUCGUCCCAUGUCAAGAGGCAACGCUGUCCGCGAUCCUAUCGUCGGCCUGCGGUGGGCUCGUCACGGCGGACUCUCCAUCCACCACCAGCUCCGUCCAGUCCAUCCUCGAUCAGCUGGAACCGGAGCUGGACAGAAGGCUCUCUUUCCCCUGGCUAUCGGCUGCGCCCUUCCCGCGCCGGCGACUGGCCGUCGUCCAGGCCCGCAAGGAGUACCGCACCAUCGAGCGGUUCUACAUGGCCGCCCGAGCCCUGAACAUCAGUCUCAUCGCGGUGGACUCGCCCGGUCACUGGCUGCAGGACGACACAGGGCCGAGCGCCUCCCUCCGCGAGGCCUUCAUCCCCCUGGACAUGACCGUCGACGAGAGGUUCCCGCACCGGCUGUAUGCCGCCCUGAAGGACUACCGGCUCGACGGGAUCAUCACCUCGAACGACCGGCACCUGGUCGGGGUCGCCCAGGCCGCAGAGAUGCUGGGCCUGCCGACCAUGCCUUCCGCCGCUCUCGCGAUCACCACCGACAAGGCCGCGACGCGCGCAGCAGAGGAAGCAGCCGAAGCAGAGGACGCAGCAGCGGCCGGCCGCACCCACGGACCCGCCAGCUUCAGCGUCGACAGCCUCGCCGAGCUCGACGACCUCCUCGCCCGUCCCGCCACCGCACUCCCCUUCCCCCUCAUCGUCAAGCCCUGUCUCGGCUGGUCCAGCGACUGCGUCGCCCGCGUCACCACCACAGCCGAGCUGCGCGACGCCGUCCACCGCGCCGCCUCCCGCCACACCCACUCGGGCUCCCUCUCCUCCAGCACCAAGGUCGUCGUCGAGCCCUACAUCGCCGGCCCGGAAGUCGACACCAACAUCCUCCUCCUGGACGGCGAAUGCCUCUUCUUCGAGGUCGCCGACGACUUCCCCUCCACCGGCGACGCCGCCGCCGGAGCCGGCACCGCCGGCAACUUCCAAGAAACCCAAAUCGUCUAUCCCUCCGCCCUCCCGGAACCCGAACAGCGCCUCCUCCGCUCCAGCAUCCACCGCAGUCUGCUCCGACUCGGCCUCCACACAGGCGUCUUCCACGUCGAAGCCCGCGUCCGCGACUCCGCCGCCUCCUACCAAUCCACCCCCACCGAACCCCUCGACCUGCUCCCGCUCCCGCUCCCCACUCCCACCGCCAGCCAGCCCUCCUGCUGGCUGCUGGAGAUCAACGCCCGCCCGCCCGGCGGCUUCUCCGACUGGGCUUCCGCGUACGCCAGCGGCGUCUGUUACCACGCGCAGGCGAUCCUGGCCGCCAUCGACGACAAGCUGCGGUUCCGGGUGCUUGCGACUCCCUUUGCCGCGCCGGGCCCCGGCGACGUGCGGGGGGGUGCGGAUGCGAAUCCGAAUCCGAAUCCGAAUCCAGACGCCGCGGGCGAAAAGUCCUGCCCCGUGCCGCAGUUCGACUGCAUGCUCGCGUAUGUGAGUCCCGACCGCGCCGGCGUGCUGCGCAACGACCCCUGUGCGGAGCUGGCGCGGCGGGCGCCCGAGCUGCAGCGCCACGUGCUGCGGGACUGUUGCUGGUAUCGGGCGGGGGACGCGGUGUCGGGCCCGCAGGACCCGAGUCUGGGCUGGUUGGCGACGUAUUUGGUUUUUGGGACGGGGCGGGGGGAGGUGCUGAGGCUGGGGGAGAGGAUUCGGGGGGAGUUUCGGGCGGAGAUUGCGUAG